AUGUCAAUAACUCAACAAACUCCUCAUGCUAAUGAUAAAAAUUCUUCAGUUAUAGUUGAUGAUGUUACUUUUAAUCCAAAUAAAGCAACUCCAAUUGUUAAAGCUGAUAUUAAUGUUCCUUAUGUUCCAGAUCAAAUAUUUAUUGGUGGUCGUAAAUCUAAAUUAGCUGUUGCUCAAAGUGAAAUUAUUAAAGCAAAAUUAAAAGAAAAUUUCCCUUCAACUUCAUGUCCAAUCUUAGCUUUAACUACAUUGGGGGAUCAAGUUUUAAAUAAACCUUUAUAUUCAUUUGGUGGUAAAUCUUUAUGGACAAAAGAAUUGGAAAUCUUAUUAUUACAAGAUAUGGGUGAAUAUCAUCAAUUAGAUUUAAUUGUUCAUUCAUUAAAAGAUAUGCCAACUAAUUUACCUGAUGAAUUUGAAUUGGGUUGUAUUAUUGAAAGAGAAGAUCCUUCAGAUGCUGUUUUAAUGGCCAAGAAUUCACCAUAUAAAUCUUUACAAGAAUUACCUUCAGGUUCAGUUGUUGGUACUUCAUCAGUUAGAAGAUCUGCUCAAUUAAAGAAAAAUUUCCCAAAUUUAAUAUUUGAAAGUAUUCGUGGUAAUUUACAAACAAGAAUUCGUAAAUUAGAUGAUGAAUCAACUGAAUUUAAAUGUAUUAUUUUGGCUACUGCUGGUUUAACAAGAGUUGGUUUAGAACAUCGUAUUACUCAACGUUUAGAUGCUUCAGUUAUGUAUCAUGCAGUUGGUCAAGGUGCCUUAGGUAUUGAAAUUAGAAAAAAUGAUGCUAUAAUGAAGCCAAUUUUGAAAAGUAUUGAAAAUGUUGAAGCUACUAUAUGUUGUUAUGCAGAACGUUCAUUAAUGAGAACUUUAGAAGGUGGAUGUUCGGUACCAAUUGGUGUAUGGAGUAAAUAUGAUUCUCAAACCAAAAAUUAUAAUUUAAAAGCUAUUGUUAUUUCAGUUGAUGGUACAAAUUAUGUUGAAGAUGAAAUUACAAUGGAAAUUAAUGAUUAUAAAUUAGAUUCAAAAAGAUGUGGUGAAAUUUUAGCACAAAAAUUAAUUGAUAUGGGUGCAAAAGAAAUUCUUGAUGAAAUAAAUUUUGAUAAAAUUAAUGAAAAAGAUGAAUAA
Molecule: messenger RNA, 1119 nt
Organism: Hansenula ciferrii
Lineage: Eukaryota; Fungi; Ascomycota; Saccharomycetes; Phaffomycetales; Wickerhamomycetaceae
Gene: HEM3
Product: hydroxymethylbilane synthase
Exons: 1
Coding region: 1-1119 (372 amino acids)
Biological process (GO): heme biosynthetic process
Cellular component (GO): cytoplasm
Molecular function (GO): hydroxymethylbilane synthase activity
Source: RefSeq, a predicted model, not a curated record